This is a messenger RNA of Eleginops maclovinus (Patagonian blennie), 1690 nucleotides long. Its product is annotated as C-type lectin domain family 12 member B-like. The record is from RefSeq and is a predicted model, not a curated record. NCBI's taxonomy places the organism in Eukaryota, Metazoa, Chordata, Actinopteri, Perciformes, Eleginopidae.
UGAGAAAGCAGAAGAAACAACCACUUCUCCUAUUGCGAUGUCCAGAGUUUUAAUUAAAGCAACACUUGAUCGUCAGCAAGUCAGAGAGGACUCAACAGAACGACUGUAGCGAUGGCGGAGGGAGAGAAGGAGGUGAACUACGCUUCGGUUGUGUUUAAAGUCAGCAACAAUCCUCCACCUGCAGCAAACAGAGGGGAGGAAACUGUGUACGGAGAGGUGAAGGUGCAAAAUGAAACGAGGAUCAAGAACUCAGCAGGACAUUGGCGCUGUAAUCACUUGGCUUGUUGUCUGGGGAUUCUCUGUGUCCUUUUGCUGGGUGGCAUCAUCGCCGUCUGCGUCUACCUUCCUACAUUAAACCAUAAGAGCGAUUCAGACCAGUUCAAAGAUAACUCCACCCUACUGGCAAACAACGAAAAACUCAGCUUAGAAAAUGCAAACUUGACGAAGGACAUCAAGAAUCUGACGCUCCAGCUGAGCAACCUGAAAGAAGCCAAUACUGUCUCAGAAAGCAAGGUCCAGAACCUGACGACAAGUAACCAGGAGCUGGAGACACAGAAGAAGAACUUGGAGCAGCAAAUACAAGACAUGGAGACAAACUGGAAUAACCUCAACCUCAGUCGAGCUCAGUGGAGCAUCAAUGCCUACUGCAAACAUCCUGUCAAGGAUAAGUGUCAACCUUGUCAGAAGGGCUGGAUACUCACUGAGUCCAGCUGCUAUGCGUAUAAUAACCCUGAUCCUUCUGAUCGAAUAACCUGGGAUGCAGCUCAGUCAGACUGCAGAAGAAAGAGUUCAGAUCUGGCUGUGGCACAUACUGCUGCUGAAAAGGAAGCUAUCAAGGAAAACAGCUUGGGAAUUAAUGGAUACUGGAUUGGUCUGAGAGUUGUAAAAGGGAGAUGGCAGUGGGUGGAUGGAAGUGCUCUGACUGAUAGCUCCUGGAUAGCAGCUCCUGCUGACGGUCAGUGUGCAGUGUCUGUAAGAAACACAGGAUGGUCAUCAGUGAGCUGUGAUACAAAACAGCAAUGGCUCUGCCAGAAGAAGGCUCUAUCUGUUUGAACAGAGCAGUCAUACUUGAGAAGGUUCCUGGAGACUCUUUAAAACAGGUGAAUUACAUGUGGGAUUAUACCAACAGGCCUAUACAUGUCAGAUUAUAUUGAAUCCUACUUCAAAAUAAAACAAAUCCCAAACAUUUACAGAUAUUGUACCUUGUCAAACAAAACAGUAAGAAAUAAAACAGUAAUUUUAUAAACGUUUCAUAAAUGAAUACAAACAAUACGACACAGAAGCUAACUAAUAUAUAAUGUGGAUAUUUUAGAUCCAGAACCCUUUAGUCUCACUUCAUUUCUAUAGGGCUUGCAAAGUGAUGUAUUCCCUUAUCAUUGUGAUGGUGUUGUUAACAGUCUGGAGGUUAAAAUAGUUCUUAUGAUCUGUGUUAUUAGAGAUGCAAUGCUUAACCUCUGCAGAUUAGUGUAAGGACUAUGGAGCAUGUGACUGUAUUGCUUCUAAUGUCCAACAGAGGACGCUGCAUCACGUGCUCUCAAUACAACGCUCCAGAGUCUGCUUCAAUAAUCACUGUGAUGUAUUUACUGUGUUCCUGUACAGCUCACAGAGAACUGCUAUCUAUCUAUAUCCCUAUCUAUGAGCAAGUGCUUUACUCUGUUGUCUCCACUGAAUAAAUGUGCUGUCACACGUU